Messenger RNA from Esox lucius (northern pike), 5849 nucleotides. It is a transcript of the gene znf423, whose product is annotated as zinc finger protein 423. Bases 956 to 5074 code for a protein of 1372 amino acids. Gene Ontology annotation, molecular function: DNA-binding transcription factor activity, RNA polymerase II-specific; RNA polymerase II transcription regulatory region sequence-specific DNA binding. The transcript is spliced from 9 exons. Gene Ontology annotation, cellular component: nucleus. The record is from RefSeq and is a predicted model, not a curated record. Gene Ontology annotation, biological process: regulation of transcription by RNA polymerase II. NCBI's taxonomy places the organism in Eukaryota, Metazoa, Chordata, Actinopteri, Esociformes, Esocidae.
CUGACCAUGGUUUGGUGCUGUUGGCUCUCUCUGUCUGCUCAACCCAGGCUGUGCAGAGCUCCCUGCGGGAUCAGAGCGCUCCCCCGCCGGGACCCUACUCUCACAUCCUCCUGCUGGGACACGGCUACAUUUCCAGCCAAGCCUGGCUUUAUUAUGUGUGUCUGCGCUGCAGCCCCGCCAGCAGUCGGAUCGGGAGGCGGAGGGAAGACCAGAGUCAGGACAAAGAAAAAGGGAGAGAGAGGCUAGCGAUCGCAAACAUUUGACUGGUGUAAGGAAUUAAAAAGGGAGAUAUAUAAACAAAUCCCUAGGGGUGAAAAUGCUGGCUACGGUUGCAUUGCCCGUGCCACCUUCUGAAAAAUAACGGACGGAGGGAGGUUCGGUGUUUGCAAGAUCAGGAAGAAAGAGACGUAGUUCCGAGAACUGCACCAACAAAACAUCAAGACGAACAGGAGGAAAAUAACAAAAACGUUAAGUUUUUUUUAACUGAAUUGUUUUAUUGUAUAUUCAAGAUAAUCACAAUAUUUGGACGUAUUGGCACCUUUCUAACGGCCGAUCAGGUGUUACCGCAUGGCUGUCAUUUUGGCUUUGGCUGCUACUUGAAACUCAGACUGCCGAUAAAGUCGAGCUAUCGCCAACGUGUGUAUCAAUGUAAAGGAACAAAAGAUACCUUCGCUACGGACAGCAGGAGAACGACAAGUUAUUUCGUUUAAUCUACAGGUUGAGUCCAGCUGAAGAAGUUAAAUUGCUGGAGUAACCGGACGGUGCGCCUCUCUACAGUUCCUAAUUGUACCCACCUCUUUAACUGGACUAUAGGCUACUACCAGAGACAGAAGUUGCCGCAUUGCAACAGGCAAAGAAGUGAUAAAAAAACGCCAACUGAAGUAUUGAUCUGUAUGACUGUAUUCACAAAGCAUUAGCGAUCGAUACAAAUAGAAAUUACUAUCACAAACCAGAGAUGUCUAGACGAAAACAGGCCAAACCGCGCUCCGUAAAAGCAGUGGAAGAAGGCGAGUCAUCGGACUUUGCAGGAAACUGGGAUUCAUCAUCCAUCCAAACAGACGCCCCCGUUGCAUCCGACCGUGACACUGAGAGGAAGGAGCGGCGUGCUGCCCUGGAGGACGGCGACCACAGCGUCACCAGCCACGACGAGCUGGAUGACGAGUCCAUCUUCACCUGCGACAACUGUCAGCAGGACUUCGAGUGUCUGGCCGAGCUGACUGACCACCGCACCAACCACUGUCCGGCAGAUGGUGACGAUGACCCUGGGCUGUCCUGGGUAGCGUCCUCUCCCUCCAGCAAAGACGUGGCGUCGCCGUCACAGAUGCUGGGGGACGGCUGCUGCGAUCUGGGCAUCGGCACAGGGGAGGAGGAAGGGGGCGCCGGGCUGCCCUACCCCUGCCAGUUCUGCGACAAGUCCUUCAGCCGCCUUAGCUACCUGAAGCGCCACGAGCAGAUCCACAGCGACAAGCUGCCCUUCAAGUGCACCUUCUGCAGCCGCCUGUUCAAGCACAAGCGCAGCCGCGACCGCCACGUCAAACUCCACACCGGUGACAAGAAGUACAGCUGCCAGGAGUGCGAGGCCGCUUUCUCCCGCAGCGACCAUCUCAAGAUCCACCUGAAGACCCACAGCUCCAGCAAGCCCUUCAAGUGCAGCGUGUGCAAGAGAGGCUUCUCCUCCACAUCCUCGCUACAGAGCCACAUGCAAGCCCACAGAAAGAACAAGGAGCACCUGGCCCUGCGUGCUGAGAAGGAAGGGGAGAAGCGUGGCAGCAACGCGGGCAGUGGAGGGGAAAUGGACCAGGACCUGUACAUGUGCGACUACUGUGAUGAAACCUUCAGUCUUAUGGAUGAGCUGGAGAAACAUGUAGUGACCCGUCACCCACAGCUGUCUGACCGGGCUGACCUGCAGUGCAUUCACUGUCCCGAGAUCUUCACCGACGAGGGCACCCUGCUGUCCCACAUCGAGAGGACCCACCCCAACCGAAAACACAAGUGUCCCGUGUGCUCCGACCAGUUCCCCUCCGUAGAAGACGUCUACUGCCACUUGGACAGCCACCGGCAGCCCGACUCCAGUAAUCACAGUGCAAGUCCUGACCCUGUCCUGGGCAGCGUGGCGUCCAUGAGCAGCGCCACUCCAGACUCCAGUGCCUCUCUGGAGAGGGGUUCAACCCCUGACUCCACUCUGAAGCCCACCCAGAGCCGACGCAAGCUGGCCCCGAAUUCUGACCACGAUGACGGGGGUCACUGGACGGCCAAGGUUACCUACAGCUGUCCCUACUGCUCCAAGAGAGAUUUCAACAGCCUGGCUGUGCUCGAGAUCCACCUGAAGACCAUCCAUGCGGACAAGCCCCAGCAGAGCCACACCUGCCAGCUGUGCCUGGACACCCUGCCAACGCUCUACAACCUCAACGAGCAUGUUCGCAAAGCCCACCGGGGCAGCGGGGCAACGGCGGCCUUCCCCAUCCUCCAGUUCACCAACAUGUCGGCCUUCCACUGCAACUACUGCCCAGACAUGUUCGCGGACAUUAACACCCUGCAGGAGCACAUCCGUGUGUCCCACUGCCUGCCUGGGGGAGUGGUCGCGGGCUCCACUACCCUGGAGGGCAACCAUGCUUUCUUCUGCAACCAGUGCUCCAUGGGCUUCCUCACCGAGUCCUCUCUCACUGAGCACAUCCAGCAGACCCACUGCAGUGGAGGAGGGGUGCCCAAGAUGGAGUCCCCUGUCUUGCAGCCCUCCCAGUCCUUCAUGGAGGUAUACUCUUGCCCCUAUUGCACCAACUCGCCCAUCUUCGGCUCCCUGCUCAAGCUCACCAAGCACAUCAAGGAGAACCACAAAAACAUCCCACUGGCCAAUAACAAGCGGCAAGCCAAGGUGGUGGACCUCAGCCCCGCCUCAUCCGAUGUGGAGAUCUCCUCGCCCAAACGUCAUAGGCUGGCCGGAGACUCCACCUUGACUGGUUCCAGUGGAGACUAUCCCUGCAACCAGUGUGACCUGCGCUUCAGCAACUUCGAGGCCUUCCAGGCCCACCUCAAGUCCCACUUGGACAUGCUACUCAGAAGGCAAUCCUGUCCGCAAUGUAACAAAGAAGACUUCGACUCCCAGGAGUCCCUGUUGCAGCACCUCACGGUCCACUACACCACCACGUCCACCCAGUAUGUGUGUGAGAGCUGUGAUAAGCAGUUCUCCUCUGUAGAUGACCUGCAGAAGCACCUGCUGGAUAUGCACACCUUUGUUCUGUACCACUGUACGCUGUGUCAGGAGGUGUUUGACUCCAAGGUGUCCAUCCAGGUCCAUCUGGCCGUCAAGCACAGCAAUGAAAAGAAGAUGUUCCGCUGCACGGCCUGCUCCUGGGACUUUAGGAAGGAGAGUGACCUUCAGCUGCAUGUCAAGCACAGCCACCUGGGCCACACCAGCAUCCCUGGGGUAGUCGGCAAAGCCCGCAAGUGUAUCUUCUGUGGGGAGACAUUCGGCACCGAGGUUGAGCUGCAGUGCCACAUCACCACUCACAGUAAGAAGUUCAACUGCCGCUUCUGCGGUAAGGCCUUCCAUGCCAUUGUGCUGCUGGAAAGGCACCUGCGGGAGAAGCACUGUGUGUUUGAUGGGAGCAAUGUCACCGGGAAUGGGGGAAGCCAGAACGGCACGCCCAACGGGGUGACCCAGACCUCCAAGCGAGGGGGCGGAGGUGAAAGAUCAACAGUGGCCACGGAGCAGGCUGAUCUGCAGAACAUGCUGAAGAACGCCAGCCAAGAAGUGGCCAACAGCCACGAGGCCAGCGGAGGAGAGGAGGAGCUGGACAACUCUGAGCCCAUGUACGCCUGUGAUAUCUGUGGAGCUGCCUACACAAUGGAGAGUCUGCUGCAGAAUCACCGGCUGAGGGACCACAACAUCCGGCCGGGAGACGAUGAUGCCGGCAGCCGCAAGAAGAAGGCAGACUUCAUCAAGGGCAACCAUAAGUGCAACGUGUGUUCACGGACUUUCUUCUCUGAGAACGGCCUCAGGGAGCAUGCCCAGACCCACCGUGGACCAGCAAAGCACUACAUGUGCCCCAUCUGUGGAGAGCGUUUUCCCUCCUUGCUCACACUCACCGAACACAAGGUCACUCACAGCAAGAGCCUGGACACGGGGACCUGCCGCAUCUGUAAGAUGCCCCUGCAGAGCGAGGAGGAGUUUAUAGAGCACUGCCAGAUGCACCCUGACUUGAGGAACUCAUUGACCGGCUUCCGCUGUGUGGUGUGCAUGCAGACCGUCACCUCCACCCUGGAGCUCAAGAUCCAUGGCACCUUCCACAUGCAGAAGCUCUCAGCUGGUGGGGGCAGUGGGGGUGGAUGCGGUUCAGCCUCCUCCUCUCCCAACGGCCAGCUGCAGCAACACAAGCACUACAAGUGUGCCCUGUGCCUCAAGGAGUUCAAGAACAAGCAGGAGCUGGUGAAGCUGGAUGUCAAUGGCCUUCCCUAUGGGCUGUGUGCCGGAUGCAUGAGUCGAGGCACCAACGGCCAGUCUCCCAGUGGGGGCACGACGCCCCAGGAGGCCGGGGGAGAGAAGUCUGUGACAGGCCUGCGAUGCCCGGAGUGCGCUGUGAAAUUUGAGACCCUGGAAGACCUGGAGAGCCACGUUCAGAUGGACCACCCCGAGAUGAGUCCGGAGACCAGUGGGACAAGGAAAGUGACGGACGCCUCACCGGUCCCUAAAAAGAAGACGUACCAGUGCAUCAAAUGCCAAAUGACCUUCGAAACAGAGCGGGAGAUCCAGAUCCACGUGGCCAAUCACAUGAUCGGAGAACCUGUCCAGCUGCAAGAGGAAGGGAUCAAUCACGAGUGCAAGCUGUGUAACCAGAUGUUUGACUCUCCGGCCAAGCUCCUGUGCCACCUGAUCGAGCACAGUUUCGAAGGGAUGGGCGGCACCUUCAAGUGUCCGGUCUGCUUCACAGUCUUUGUCCAGGCCAAUAAGCUGCAGCAGCACAUCUUCGCUGUCCAUGGUCAGGAGGACAAGAUCUACGACUGUUCCCAGUGUCCACAGAAGUUCUUCUUCCAGACGGAGCUCCAGAACCACACACUGAGCCAGCACGCGCAGUGAGACUGGGCCCGGCACGACUCCCGGCUCAGCCCAGAACCCCGACCCAGGCCCGGUGGGGGACGACCAUUUCAACAUCACAGCCAAUCAAAGUGUCAUUUGCUACUCACAUGUAAAACUCUAAAGAUUCCGCCACCAGGCGCAGCUAUUACGAGCAGUGGGGAAUGAAUAUUAAUGGGAUAUGCUAUUAAAAAAGAGAAGGAGAGAAAAAAGGUGAUGGAGAGAAGGUAUUGUACGUGCAGUAUUUUUUAUCGUUCCUGCUUUCCGGUUGUGCGUUUUUUUUAAACAAAAGAUAAAAUGUGAGAAAAAAAAAACGCCCUCUGUCUCUGAUUUUAGUCUGUAGAAAUGCUUCACUUACCUUCUCCUCUGUUGCUUCUUGUAUCAGACUUCAUAGGUGCCAAUUAUUUUCUCCCUCUUUUGCAUAUGUUUUUUCUCUUUUGUUUUUGUACCUUUUAUUUCUUGCAGUAAAUAGGUACUUGUGCUGUGUUGUGAUUGUUUGCCAGUCGUAAUAUUUCUGAGUUUUUCUCCUUUUUAUUAUUGUUAUAUAUUUUCUUUUUGUAAUUACCUAAAACAAAAUAAAGUUAAGAAAAACAUAAUGGUUUGAUUGGAUUUUCCAGUCUAUGGACCUAAUGGUUAUUGUAAAAAAUUUAAAUAAUCAAUUUCAGUGCAACUGGAUGAUGUCUGCUUUUUAAAUGUGAAUUAACCAGAUUGCAAUAACUAGUACAGUCAAAAAAAUAAAAAACAAGCAAAUAAAUCAUGAAGAAAGGUAAUGUGUGUG